AUGUUAAACUCAGACUCUGACGAGCAAGAGAAGAAGAGGCCUUAUUUAAACUCACUUUCGCCCACCAUGGCUCGUAGCUCCACCACUUCUCCACCCAAUAACCAUAGCGUCGAUGCAGCAGUUCUCCAGUACCAGAACCAGAGACUUCUUCAGCAAAUAGACAAACAGAAGCAUGAUUUGCAGGAUCUUGAAGCCAAAAUUAAGGAACUAAAGGAUAAGCAAGGUUCUUAUGAUGAAAUGCUAAUCACAGUGAAUCAAAUAUGGAAUCAGUUGGUUGAUGAUUUAAUUCUUCUUGGACUAUGUGCUGGAGGAAGCCAAAAUGCUUUACAAAUUUUAGAUGGCGCUGAUUAUUCUCGUGGUUCAAUUCCAUCAUGUUCUGCGGAGGAGAUGUUUCUUUGUAGACUCCUACAAAGAGAUUCUAUAGAAGCUAAUGGGAGUUGUUAA
Messenger RNA from Prunus mume (Japanese apricot), 444 nucleotides. The record is from RefSeq and is a predicted model, not a curated record. NCBI's taxonomy places the organism in Eukaryota, Viridiplantae, Streptophyta, Magnoliopsida, Rosales, Rosaceae.